GAUUCGUUAAUUUCAUUUAUCGGAUUUAAACUCAUGAUUUUUUUAAUAAAAGAAAAGUUCCAUACCAUACCAUGACGCCAUUUAUAUUGAUUUGUUUGGUCGACAUUGUGCAUGCAUAUUCAUUUAACUUUAAAAAAUGCCAGAUACCAGGUAUCUAAUCCCAAAAUUGAUUCUUUCACUUAAUGUGACGCGGUAAUCGUUAAAAGAAAAAAAAAAAUUUUUUUUUCAAGCAAUUUAUUAAUAUGAUUUUGGGAAGAAUUUGUGCUUGGAUCAUUUCGACUAUUAAUUGGCUGUUUAGGCCAAACAGUCGCCGCUUACUAAGAAAUGUACCGGAAGCUAAGGAAGUGUCUUCGUCUAGAGUAACAAUGACAGAAAUAGUUUUGCCCUCACACGCUGAUACUCGCGGUUUUGUUUUUGGUGGGGUUGUUUUAGAAUGGAUAGAUCUUGCGGCAGGAACAUCCGCAAAAAAACAUGCCGUCUAUCCAUGUGUUUCGAGGAGUGUUGACGCUGUUCAUUUUAUGCAUCCUAUUAGAGUUGGCGAUUUUCUUAUAAUACAGGCUAGUGUAAAUAGAGCUUGGAAUACUUCGAUGGAGGUUGGUGUACGUGUUGAAACCGAAAAUGCUAUUACAGGAAAGCGAAGAUAUUGCUGUCAUGCAUAUUUGACGUUUGUUGCUCUAAGCCCGGGUAAUGACAAACGUGCUGGAAGUCCAAGAUAUAAUACUACCACCGCAAAAGUACCCCGUAUUAUUUCAGUAACACCGAUUGAGCAGCAACGUUAUGACAAUGCCGAAACCAGAAGGCAGGCUCGUGUAACUAAAUUAAAACAUACAGAUGAUAAAGGCCACCGUGAACAACAUAAACUAGAAGCAUUAAGAGAACUUAUGCGCGAAUGGUCAGAGCAUCGCAAUACAGAAACAAAGAGUACUGCAGAGUUACCGCCCCUUUUACAAGAACCUGAAACGUAUAAUGAACAAAAUGAAGAAGGUGGUACUGACGCUAAUGAUCCUGCAAAAUUAUAUUUAACUCGACGGAGGUCCACAUUAAAAGGUGUUUUUCCUGCGCAGCCUGAAUCCAAAUAUAUUUCUGAAAGUUUUGCAGAAAUUGUAGAAACGGUUUUACCUCAACAUGCAAAUACAUUACAGAUUACUUUUGGCGGUCAAAUUAUGAAAUGGAUGGAACAUUGUUGUUUUGUUAGUGCAUCAAGACACUCAAGACGGUUCCUAUUAUUGGCAAGUAUAGAUUCUCUUCAGUUUUUUAGACCUACAUAUGUUGGAGAUUGCAUAACCAUUCGAUCAAUUAUUUCUCGUUCAUUUCAUUCAAGUAUGGAGGCAUAUGUAUCCGUGGAAGCUGUAAACUUAAUGACGGGAGAAAGAUUCUUUACCAAUGAUGGUUUUUAUACCAUGGUUGCUGUUGAUUUUGCCAAUGCCCCAACACCUGUUUCAAAUCUCAUUCCAGACCGGGAAGAAGAACAUGAAAUAUAUAAAGGUGCUGAAGUCAGGAGAACUCUAAGGCUUCAACAACGAAGAGAAUUAGUUCAAAAAGAAAUGGCUACUCAUCCUGAAGAAUUUGAAAAGACUCAAGACACUAACUUUGAUAGUAUUUCUGAGCAAAAAAACUAUAAUAUAGUAUCAACUUCCUAGUAGUUCAUAUUGUUCCUGUUAAUAUAUAAAACUAUUUUCUUGUUAUUCUGUAAAUUUUUUUUUGUAAUCAAAUAUAUCACUUUUAAAUAUAAAUUUUUACUAAUUUA
Messenger RNA from Rhizophagus irregularis DAOM 181602=DAOM 197198, 1747 nucleotides. RefSeq lists its product as uncharacterized. Gene Ontology annotation, molecular function: fatty acyl-CoA hydrolase activity. The record is from RefSeq and is a predicted model, not a curated record. Gene Ontology annotation, cellular component: cytosol. Lineage: Eukaryota; Fungi; Glomeromycota; Glomeromycetes; Glomerales; Glomeraceae. Gene Ontology annotation, biological process: acyl-CoA metabolic process.